This is a messenger RNA of Phanerochaete carnosa HHB-10118-sp, 878 nucleotides long. RefSeq lists its product as uncharacterized. Lineage: Eukaryota; Fungi; Basidiomycota; Agaricomycetes; Polyporales; Phanerochaetaceae. Bases 81 to 713 code for a protein of 210 amino acids. The record is from RefSeq and is a predicted model, not a curated record. The transcript has 7 exons.
UUCACCUUCGCGACCCCACCGGUCUACAUUCUUUUUGUCGCACGUUCCUUUCAUUGGCCGUCUCCGCCCCUUCUUACCCGAUGACACCGAUUUCGCGGUAUGGGAAGAAGCUUCUAGCCGCCUACUGUGCCUUGGCAUUGCUUGACUCGACGGUGCUCGCUCUAGCGACACGUGUGAAUAUUUGGCAGCAAUUUUUCUUUGUGGCAGAUAUGUUCCCGUUGGGACUGUCGAUCGCAUCCCUUGUUCUCAUCCUUCUCAUGUUUUUAUCCAGUGUUACCUUUCCAAGCUCGUUUCUUGCCCGCCCCGCUGCGCAAAUAGGCAUAUUCAGCUUCCUUAGCGUGCUUUGGCUCGCUUCGAACGCUUUCUCUACUUCCCGCUGGGGCGGCAUCCCGAUGCCGUGCUCCUCUGUACCCCAAGACUAUCCCGACGUGCGUACCUGGUGUCAGGACGCACAGGCUCUCAAGUUCUUCAUCUGGAUCCUCUUCGCCGGUAUGUUCUGCACGACCUUGUCCGUCACGCGCUACGUCGUUGCGCAGCACAGGCACGGCAACCGGCACGUCUGGCGCGUCGCCCUUGCGCGGUUCGACCCGCGUUCGAGCAUAGACUUCGGGCACGUCCGCUCGCCCAGCGUGUUCGGCGGUCGGGCGACAAUGACGGAUUACUUUGGGCGGGCGAACGGCACGUUCCGUCCCGGGACCGACUCUAAGUGGUAGAUUGUGGGCACGAUCAUUAGGUGCUCCUUGUAUUUUGACCCUUGUUGGAGCCUUCUCCCAGCACCUUUUAAUUCCCUACAUAUACCCUGAGCUGACUCAUGGUCAUCUGGAUAUCAGACAUACUUAAGCCAUGGUGGCUUAAGACGUAAAUUGAUUCGUGUAUAC